Messenger RNA from Porites lobata, 1236 nucleotides. NCBI's taxonomy places the organism in Eukaryota, Metazoa, Cnidaria, Anthozoa, Scleractinia, Poritidae. The record is from the annotation of a GenBank genome assembly.
AUGCUGGAAACACUCUUACAAGCUGAAGAAGUGGCUAGAACAGUCGACUCAAUAUCGCAGCAAGAAACUAGCACCAAAGAAGGCAGCCAAAUUGAACGCUUAAUUGAAGCAAUUACCUGCAGUCAACAGGUACCUGCUCAAGCAACAGGCACUAACGCUUCACUUAAUAUUUCACAACAACAGUCACUUCAAGCACAAAUGAAAACAUUGACACAGAUAGGCCUUUCUCGAUUAUGCUAGCAUUUUUUUCGGCAUUUUUUGGGAAAACGAGCAUUUUUUCGUUUUUUCUUGAAAAAGAAUUGAUAGCAUUUUCUGUCAUUUUUCAUGACUGUGAUCCAGAUUACAGCACUCAGAAGGGUGUUUUCAAUCCUGAAAGCCUCAUUCAAUGAGCAGCAAGAUUGCGCUCUCGUCGAUUACACUCAAGCCAGUGUGAUGGCAUAAUACAACAAGCGAUAAGCGCUCGCAACUGCUUACAGCAUACUGAAACGUAAACGUUUUAUAUGAGUUAGAAGUCGAACAGAAUUGUGCUAGCCUAGGUUGUGUGUACCCAGCGCAUGGUAGUGCUCCAAAUAUGACUGUUUAGUGGCUGUUGGCUGGAAAAGUUUUAAUUCUGACCCCAAGUUUUAUAAACAAACAAUUAUUAAGUAUCACCUGUUGUUGAUAUGAGCAUAUAAUGUAAGAGUUUGUACGUUUUGUUUGAAAUAAAACAAAGCAUUUUUUGGAAUUCAAGUGGCAUUUUUUAAAGAAAUCAGGCAUUAUUUUAGUAUUUUUUUGGCUUUAUGCGAAAAUUUCUAGUAGCAUUAAAUGCCAGAUUUACUAGCAUAAUCGAGAAAGGCCUUAACACAGAAGCUAAGUGAACUUACACCUACAGUUACCAAGUCAGAUAAAGUUGCCGCUUAUUCAGAGCCACAAGUGGAUUUCCCAAGUAAGAUUGAGGAACUCACUAAACUUAUGAAACGCAUGGAAGGAAACUUUCAGGAUCAAAUUGCCAGUUUGGAUAAGAGGAUGGACACAUGCAUCACUGGUCUUGCUCAACAUCAGCGAGAGACUCAUAACACUAGGGAGCUAUCAAAAGAUGGCCAACCCUAUUAUGUAUGUGGUUUGCCUGGCCAUUAUCAAAACAGUUGUCCGCGACAGAACAACCUUGAACGUGAACGACCGUCGGUGCCCAGGUACGUGCUGCCUGCACCUGAUAACUACACACAAUAUUCAAGUGGCCCUCAAGCACGACAGUGA